AUGGAUGCAUAUCUCAGCCCAAGACCGAUCGGAACGGCUUCCCAGCCGAGAAACCUGCCGCUAUUCCCAAUAACAAAAUUUGUUCAUCUGACGGAUCCGAAUGUAUUUGUCAUUAGCAGACUACUCAUGGCAUGGUUUCACUAUCUUCUCUGGAGGAUAGUCACCGACCUUCAAGGCCAUUAUCAAGCUCAUCUUCAGGUUGGUGAUUAUAGCCCGGAGAGAGAGCAAUUUUUCCGGAGAUUAAGUCAUCUUACCAUACGAGAGAUAGGUAUAAGAAUAUUAUUACCUGUGUUGUGGAUUUUGCCUGAAGUCCUUAGCAUUUCUGCGCACCAUUAUUGUAUAUCUGCGGUUGCGGUGUUCAUUGGUGGUGCCAAAGCUAUACCUGGCUGGAACCAUCCUGUUUAUGGAUUAUUGACGGAAGCAUAUACCGUCCGAAAAUAUUGGGGUCUUUUUUGGCAUCAAUUCUUGCGUCGAGACCUCAUCGCUUGGGCAUCAUUCAUGUCCUCAAAGAUAUUUCGUAUUCCCCAGAAUUCUAGAUUCAACAAAUUUGCCAUGCUGAAUUUAGUGUUCUUCGUCUCUGCAUGUAUGCAUGCCAUGAUAUGUAUUCCCGCAAAAAUCAAAUUUUCGAACUGCAGAGUAAGUCACAUAUUUCAAUGGUAUCUUCUAUGUCCUUGUGCAAUUGUUGCUGAAGAUCUUGUUCAGAAAUGGGGGAAGGAAGUGCUGAGACACUACGGAUGGAGGAGAGAUUCGAGAUGGCAUUAUUGGUUGGGAAUCUAUGGGUCUGGGGUUUCUUUGCUUGGAGUUUACCUAAAUUUGUCUUUCCAAAGGACGAUUGCAUGCCUUAGAGAGACUAUCGCAUUUUACUGCGUACCUUCUGUUGAGCUGGCGACUUGGUGGUACCUACCUCAGUACUCGAGAAUUAUUUAUGUAGAUGUUCAAAUGCGAAAGAUAUUCAAAACACUUCCAAGAUUGUGUAAUAUCAAUUCUAUCACCCUUCAUGAAAUCCCAAGGCCCAAAUUUGAGCGUAUUGAAGUACCGUACUAUCGUGUCAUGUCCUCGACCGUAUGA
Messenger RNA from Botrytis porri, 1068 nucleotides. RefSeq lists its product as uncharacterized. Lineage: Eukaryota; Fungi; Ascomycota; Leotiomycetes; Helotiales; Sclerotiniaceae. The transcript is spliced from 2 exons. The coding region runs from base 1 to 1068 and encodes 355 amino acids. The record is from RefSeq and is a predicted model, not a curated record.